Budorcas taxicolor (takin) is the source of this 3971-nucleotide messenger RNA. It is a transcript of the gene TMEM201, whose product is annotated as transmembrane protein 201. The record is from RefSeq and is a predicted model, not a curated record. NCBI's taxonomy places the organism in Eukaryota, Metazoa, Chordata, Mammalia, Artiodactyla, Bovidae. Gene Ontology annotation, molecular function: actin filament binding; lamin binding. The coding region runs from base 94 to 2112 and encodes 672 amino acids. Gene Ontology annotation, biological process: nuclear migration along microtubule. Gene Ontology annotation, cellular component: nuclear inner membrane. The transcript is spliced from 11 exons.
AGGAGGCGCGCGCCGCCGCUCUGGGUCCUACCCGCGGCCCUCGGCCCUGCCGCCGCCGCCGCCUGCCACCGCCCACCGCUCGCGCCGGGAACCAUGGAGGGAGUGAGCGCGCUGCUGGCCCGCUGCCCCACGGCCGGCCUGGCCGGCGGCCUGGGGGUUACGGCGUGCGCCGCUGCCGGCGUGCUGCUCUACCGGAUCGCGCGGAGGAUGAAGCCGACACACACCGUCGUUAACUGUUGGUUCUGCAACCAGGACACGGUGGUGCCCUACGGGAACCGCAACUGCUGGGACUGCCCCCACUGCGAGCAGUACAACGGCUUCCAGGAGAAUGGUGACUACAACAAGCCGAUCCCCGCACAGUACCUGGAGCACCUCAACCACGUGGUGAGCGGCUCGCCUGGCCCCCGCGCCCCCGCCCCCCCGCAGUGGGUGAGCAGCCAGGUGCUGCUGUGCCGGAGGUGCAGCCACCACCAGACCACCAAGGUCAAGCAGCUGGCCGCCUUCUCACCACGUGACGAGGGCAGGUACGACGAGGAGAUCGAGGUGUACCGGCACCACCUGGAGCAGAUGUACAAGCUGUGCCGGCCGUGCCAGGCGGCCGUGGAGCACUACAUCAAGCACCAGAACCGCCAGCUCCGCGCCCUGCUGCUCAGCCACCAGUUCAAGCGCCGGGAGGCAGACCAGACCUACAUGCAGAGCUUCUGCGUGUCUGCGGUGAAGGCCCCAGCGCAGGUCAUUGUGCUCCGGGCCCUCGCCUUCCUGGCCUGUGCCUUCCUGCUGACCACCGCGCUUUACGGCACCAGCAACCCCUUUGCCCCGGGAGCCCCGCUGCCCCCGACCCUGCCACCUGGUAGCAAUGGCUCGGCCCCACCAGACAACGGAACAGCCACCGGGGCUGAGGGCUGGCGGCAGCUGCUGGGCCUGCUGCCCGAGCACGUGGCCGAGAAGCUGCGUGAGGCCUGGGCCUUCGGGCAGAGCCACCAGAUGGGCGUCGUGGCACUGGGUCUGCUCACCUGCCUGCUGGCCAUGCUGCUGGCCGGCCGCCUCAGGCUCCGGAGGAUCGACGCCUUCUCCACCGGGCUGUGGGCCCUGCUGCUGGGGCUGCAUCUGGCUGAGCAGUACCUGCAGGCCGCCUCACCCAGCUGGCUGGACACGCUCAAGUUCAGCACCACGUCCCUGUGCUGCCUGGUGGGCUUCACGGCAGCCGUGGCCACGAGGAAGGCGACAGGCCCACGGAGGUUCCGGCCCCGAAGGUGCUUCCCAGGAGACUCCGUCGGCCUCUUCCCCACUGGCCCCAGCCUGACUGGCCCCAGCCUGACCUCCCCCUGCCCAAGCCUGAGCAUCACGGGCCCCUCGCCAUCUUUGUUCGUCCCCUCCCCGCCGGGCUUCCUGCCGAUCACCAACCAACAGCUGUUCCAGUCCCCCCGCCGGGCCUCGCCCUCCUCGCUGCCUGGCCGCCUCAGCCGGGCCCUCUCGCUGGGAACCAUCCCCUCUCUGACACGAACAGACUCAGGGUACCUGUUCAGCGGGAGCCGCCCUCCAUCUCAGGUGUCCCGACCUGGGGAGGCCUCAGUUUCAGAUUACUACUCUCUGCUGUCAGGCAGCUGCCCCUCCUCCCCGGUCCCUUCCCCGGCGCCCUCUGUGGCCGGCUCGGUGGCCUCCAGUGCCGGCUCCCUGCGCCACCGCCGGCCCCUCAUCAGCCCGGCCCGGCUCAACCUGAAGGGGCAGAAACUGCUGCUGUUCCCGUCGCCCCCUGGGGACGCCCCACAUACCCCCAGCAGCUCCGACGAACACUCACCCCACAACGGCAGCCUCUACACCGUCGAGUCACCCCCAGCCCCACAGAAGCAGCCCGCGUGGGACACAAAGCACACGGCGGACACGAAGUCAGUACCGGAAGGGGGCAGCAGCUGCAGCAGCCACUCCAUCAAGAAAGAGGACGACUCAUCCCAGUCCUCCUGUGUGGUGGACACCACCACCCGAGGGUGCGCCGAGGAGCCCACCAGUUGGCGAGGUCGUUUUGGCCCCUCCGUGAUCCGGGGCCUCCUGGCCGUGAGCUUGACCGCCAACGCCCUCUUCACCUCGGCCUACCUGUACCAGAGCCUGCGCUGACCCGUGGUCCGCAGCCUCCUGGCACCCGGAGAACCUCGGAGGGUGCGCCCAGGUGCAUGCCGCUUCCACCACUGCCGGCCUUGGCCCUUCCAGAGGGCCCGCCGCCUCCGCCCUCUUCUCCAGGGCCCUUGACCUCGCCUCCGAAGGGAGUCCUGUUCCCCGCCGCCUUCCCCCACCUAAAAGACUGCAAGCCUGGGCGUGGUCUCGGGGGCGCACUCCUCCCCGCCCUCUUCCUUGGCUGGUAUCAGUUGUGCGUUUGGUGCUGACACUCUGAUCUCCAAGCCAGAGAUCCCGGAGGGGCUGCGUGACUCUGGGGUCCCCUCCCUACCGUCCAGCCCUGCCUGGCAGGAAUGCCACUACUACUGUGAGGGGAGCAGGAGCUGGGCUGCCCCCCACCCCCGCGUCCCCGGGCUGUGAUCACCUCUUUGUACUGUACUCGCUGACCCGGUCAGGUGGAAGGUAAAGCCCCGUGGACACCCCCAUGAGGACCGGCGCCAUCUGCCCUUGUCCUGCACCAUGCCGUGGGCUAGGCCUGCCCUCGCUCUCCCGGGUGGGCAGUGAGUUUCCUGCCCGGGGCUCUUCAGAGUUCCUGGGUCUCUGGGGCCCAGCUGGACUAGUGUAAGCACCCCUGCAAGCUCCCUUCUCCCUGCUGCACCCCCAUUUUAUUACCUCUGGUGACCUUCCCAGGCAGCAGCCCGGCCACCCUGAGAACACUACCCAGGGCCACCCUGUCUCCAGGCCCCUCCCUCAUGCACUGCCCUCAGGGGCUUUGUUGGGCCCCUCUGCCCGCAGGUCUCUGAGGACCCUGGACCCCUGCCCCCAUCCUGCCGUGAAUUCGGCUCCUCUAGGCGUUCUGCGGUCGCAGUGGGCUCAGUGUGACUUCUGUCUCCAGGCCACCGUGGCUGGCCUGCUUCCUACCCGAAACCCCUCGGUCCUGCCACUGCCCUUCCAACUGAUACUGUGGGUUUGUCCCCCAUCCAGCACCCUGACCUUGGGCUGGAGUCCCAUCCUGCCCUGGAAAGUCAGGCACAGGGACCCUCACGGUGCUGUGAGGAAUGAGAAGACUGCCUGCAGGAGUCAGGAUCCCCACGCCACUGCCCCAGGCUCUGGACGCAGGUGUGGGGCGGCGUGCAUGCGUGCACACUCCUACGUGUGUCCGUGCACGUUUGUGCCACUCGGUGAACUCUGAGUCUCCUUAGGGGGAGGGUCGUGAGGGCAGAGGAAGGGUCUUCACUCUGUCAUUCAGGGAUAAAGUUUAAUUUUAUUUUUCUACACAUUUUUGCCAGGUCAGGCAUUCCGCUCCUAAGCAGGAUGCCCCCAAUCCUCCCUGCCAGGGAGGUUUAGUUUUUUUAAGCUUCGGGUGCUUUUUUAGUAAUUUUUUUCUUUUUUUACCAUGUGGGGAAGGAGCUUGCUCUGACUUCCCCCACUCCUGAGAGCUACUGUUUCCUGCCCUGCCCCCCACCCCGGAACACGGGGAAUUGGGGGCCAGGGGCCACGCCAGGCCCCUGACUCCAACUGCCAGAGAUGGUUCCAACUUGGAGGUGAUGCCUCUUGGCCCCCAUCUGUACAGUGGGCAUGUGUGUCGAGUUUUUUAAUUUUACUUUUUGCCUAACCAAGCCAAACUCCAUUCCCGAAUGCCCUUCUUCUUUGGCUCUGAGGAAGCUCCAACCGAGUGCCCAGCCCUCUUUCACCCUGGCCAGCCAGGCCCCUCCUGCCCAGGGCCUGUGGUCCCAGUGCCCCCCAGGGGCAGGGGAGAGGCUGGGCCAGGAGGGGCCUGACUUAUGUUUUCUUUCAAAUAAAAACACAACCUUAUUUUUCUUUACAAAAGCAGAAAAGGAAACCAAAAAAGAUACCAACCU